AUGUCAAUUGAAUACUAUCCAUUGAUAUUUGAUCUUGGUUCAAGGUUUACCAGAUCAGGUUUCGUGGGUGAUUCACAACCUGCCAUGACUCUACCUAUAGCGAAGCCAUCAAUAGUGAAGUCCAGUUCAAAUUGCUCUAAUGAUGAGUCUACACUAAUUAAUACUCCACCGUAUCUAGAUGUGAGUAACAAGUCGUUAACAGAAGACUUAUCAUACAAGCUUUUACUGAGCUUGAAGGAUCAUCCAGUUUUUGGAAAGUUAUGCCAAAUAUAUCAAAAUGAUCUACAAGAAGCGAGAUGGAUAGAUUUUCAAACAGAACUACGUCAAGAUAACAAUCAUUUAUUUCAAAACCUUAAACUUCUUAUUAAUGAAAAACUACUAGUGCAGCCUAAAAAGAUCAAAUUGAUAUUAAUUGAUAAUUCCCAAGCGGUUUUAAUAAAUUAUAUAUUAUCGAAAUUUUUAUUAUUCGAGUUGAAAGUGAAGUCGAUAAUUUUCCUACCUGAAUCCAUAAUGACAAUGGUCGGAGCCAACAUACGAGAUGGUUUGAACAUUGAUAUAAGCUGGAAGAAGUGCACAAUAAAUUAUAUUUAUGAUUUGAGAAUAUUACAUGAAUUCAAUCAUGAAUCAUUUCAAAAAUUUAAUGGGAACACUUUACAUUACAAGAUCAUUGAAAAAUUGAUUGAGUUAAACGAUGGGACUCUUAAUAAAGAGCUACUUUCGAAAGAAAACUUGUUCGAUAUAGUCGAACUGUUUAUUGGAAAUGCCGUUUACGUUAAAGAUAUAGAUGACGAUAACUUGGAUGAGAGAAAGUUUGAAAUAAUCCCCGGUAUCCAUAUACCCAGUAGGAUAAGACAUGAAGUUAUUGAGGCUGUUUUUUUCAGCAAGGGACAUGACUUACAAGCAGGCGAAGGGCAUUUACCUUCUAUUAUUAAAGAAUGUAUCAAUAGGGUUCCAUUGGAUAUAAGAUUACAAUUGAUUAAAAACACAGUAUUCAGUGGUGGUCUUAGUAAGAUUCCUGGGUUUAAGACAAGAUUUUUAGAAGAACUAAGGGCACUUGAUAUACCAGCCAAGGGCAAAAUCACAUUAGGCUCAUGGACUGGGUGUUCAAUGUAUUGCUCGACAUCUUUAUUGAGACAAAGUCAAAAAAUAGUUAAAAAUCAUGAAAUUACACGAGAUGUUAUGAACGACUUAGAAAUCAAAGAUAAAGGUAUUAAUCUAACUGCAUUCCCAAAUGAUUGGAACUCUCUAUAUAGUUAA
Molecule: messenger RNA, 1257 nt
Organism: Hyphopichia burtonii NRRL Y-1933
Lineage: Eukaryota; Fungi; Ascomycota; Pichiomycetes; Serinales; Debaryomycetaceae
Exons: 1
Coding region: 1-1257 (418 amino acids)
Biological process (GO): microtubule-based movement
Source: RefSeq, a predicted model, not a curated record